GUUACAGCUCGGAGAUUUUGAACCGGGUCGGCGGGUUCCUAAAUUAGCCAUGCUUUUUCUCCCUCCUUUCUAUCGUCAUACCAAACAAUUCCAAAGGGCCUAACUUUCGGCCCUUUUCGGAUACAAAAAAGGAAUUUGGUCACUACUAAUCAACUCUCGAGAAUGAGAAACGCCGGCGAGGAUCACCGUUACCCACUCUGGUGCUUUCUGAUUUCCCAAAUUUUUAUCGGAAAUCUCGCCGUGGCUCUCGCCGUUGACUCCAUCACUCCGACGCAGCCACUCGCCGGCAACCGAACCUUGGUGUCUUCCGAUGGGCUCUUCGAAUUGGGGUUUUUCACUCCCAACGGCUCCGGUAAAAGUUACGUGGGGAUAUGGUACAAGGAAAUUGAAGCCAGGACGGUAGUCUGGGUGGGUAACAGAGACGCGCCUCUCACCGGUUCCGCCGGAAUCUUGAAAAUCGGCGAAGAUGGGAACAUCCAUCUGGUCGACGGGGGUGGGAAUUUUAUAUGGUCGCCUUCGAAUCAAUCGGCGGCGAAGAACACCGUGGCGCAGCUCCUGGAUUCCGGGAACUUCGUUCUCCGGCGAGAAGACGAUGAGAAUCCGGAGAAUUAUCUGUGGCAGAGCUUUGACUACCCGACGGACACAUUGCUGCCGGGUAUGAAACUCGGAUGGGAUUCGAGAACCGGGUUGAACCGCUACAUCUCGGCAUGGAAAAGCUUAAAUGAUCCGGGUGAGGGGUCUACCAGCUUCAAGAUGGACAUCAAUGGCUUCCCGGAGAUUUUCUUGAGAAACAGAGACAAGAUCGUUUACCGGAGCGGGCCGUGGAACGGCGUGAGGUUUAGCGGCGUCCCAGAAAUGAAACCCACCGCCACCAUCACAUUUUCGUUUGUGAUGACGAAGAGCGAGAGGUAUUACACGUUUGAGCUACACAACAAAACAUUAUACUCCCGAUUACUCGUGAACCGUAACGGGAUCCUCGAAAGGUACGCGUGGAUUCCGACCAGCAAGAUUUGGAGCAGAUUCUGGUACGCUCCGAAAGAUCAGUGCGACAGUUACAAGGAAUGCGGUACUUACGGCAUCUGCGACACCAACAUGUCGCCGGUGUGUCAGUGUCUGGUCGGCUUCAAACCCAAAAACCCACAGGCCUGGGAUUUACGCGACGGGUCGGACGGAUGUGUCAGGUACCACGAUUUGGACUGCCGGAAAGACGGUUUUUUAACGAUGAAUUUCAUGAAGUUGCCGGACACUUCUAGCUCUUUCGUGGACACGACGAUGAAUCUGGACGAGUGUAUGAAGAUGUGCAAGAACAACUGCUCCUGCACCGCGUAUACAAACUCCAACAUCUCCAAUGGCGGCUCCGGCUGCGUCAUUUGGACGACGGAGCUUCUUGAUAUGCGGCAGUACGCGGCGGUCGAAGGUGGCCAAGCUGUCUACAUCCGCGUAGCUGCCUCCGAUGUAGCACAAGGUGGAAAUUCUGGAGAUGCUUCUGGGAGGACAAAGCGAAUAAUCAUAAUAGCUUGUGGCAUUACAGUUGGUGUUGGUAUUCUUCUAUUUGCAUUAAGCACAUUAUUCAUAUUGAAAAGAAGGCAAUCCAAAAGAGCUUUAGGGAAAAAUACAGAGCUUAGAGGUUUACGCGACAUAAGUCAAGAUCUUUUAAUGAAUGCAGCUGUGAUCCCAAGUAAACGAGAAUAUUCUGGCGAAACGAUGACAGAUGAGUUUGAGUUGCCAUUGUUUGAUUUUAGCACCAUUGUUGUGGCUACUGACAACUUUGCUGAUGUAAAUAAGCUUGGCCAAGGCGGUUUUGGUUGUGUGUACAAGGGAAUGGUUGAAGGUGAAGAAAUUGCAGUGAAGAGACUAUCAAAGAAUUCUGGGCAAGGAGUGGAAGAAUUUAAGAAUGAACUCAGAUUGAUUGCCAGGCUUCAACACAGAAACCUUGUUCGGCUUCUCGGGUGCUGUGUUGAUAUGGAAGAGAAAAUCCUGAUAUAUGAAUACAUGGAAAAUAAGAGCCUGGAUUCAACUUUAUUCAACAAGCAGAGAAGCUCACUGCUCAACUGGCAAACACGCUUCAACAUCAUUUGUGGGAUAGCUCGGGGGCUUCUGUAUCUUCACCAAGAUUCACGGUUUAGAAUAAUCCAUAGAGAUCUCAAAGCCAGCAACAUUCUCCUCGAUAAAGAAAUGAACCCCAAGAUAUCGGAUUUUGGCAUGGCAAGGAUUUUUGGAGGGGAUGAGACAGAAGCAAACAAUACGAAGAGAGUGGUGGGAACAUAUGGAUAUAUGUCCCCCGAAUAUGCAAUGGAUGGGCUCUUCUCGGUGAAAUCUGAUGUUUUCAGCUUCGGAGUUCUAGUGCUAGAAAUUGUGACAGGGAAGAAGAACCGAGGAUUCUAUAACCAAAACAACCAGCAGAACCUUCUUGGACAUGCUUGGAGGCUAUGGAGAGAAAGAAGAGGCUCAGAGCUACUGGAUUCAGCCAUAGGAGAAUCAUACUCCCCAUGUGAAGUAAUGAGAUGCAUUCAAGUUGGUUUGUUGUGUGUCCAAGAACAGGCAGAAGACAGACCAAACAUGGCAACUGUGGUCUUAAUGUUGGGCAGCGAAAGUGCAACGCUUCCCCAGCCUAAACACCCGGGGUUCUGUCUGGGAAGUAGGCCUGCAGAUGCGGAUUCAUCCACCAGUAAUUACGACGAAUCUUGCACCGUAAAUCAAGUUACAGUCACCAUGCUUGACGGGCGCUAGUUGAAGGUGAGAGAGACAUCACUUGCAUAAUUGUAUAGCUCAAGAAGCCAACAAAUUUUCUUUCAUAUCUACAUCUUCCAGAAGACUAUUGACUCUUUUUUUUUUGGUAACUAUUGGCUUCCUUUCUUUUUCAUGUCCUUGACAUUUGUUGUAAAUUAUAUUGUAUCAUCUAUCAUCCGAGCUUUAAAUGAAUUUAGAUGUAUUUCAAUUUUGGAA
This is a messenger RNA of Ipomoea nil (Japanese morning glory), 2946 nucleotides long. Its product is annotated as receptor-like serine/threonine-protein kinase SD1-8. The transcript has 7 exons. The record is from RefSeq and is a predicted model, not a curated record. Bases 163 to 2730 code for a protein of 855 amino acids. Gene Ontology annotation, molecular function: protein serine/threonine kinase activity; ATP binding. Lineage: Eukaryota; Viridiplantae; Streptophyta; Magnoliopsida; Solanales; Convolvulaceae. Gene Ontology annotation, biological process: protein phosphorylation; recognition of pollen.